Messenger RNA from Ustilago hordei, 1653 nucleotides. RefSeq lists its product as uncharacterized. NCBI's taxonomy places the organism in Eukaryota, Fungi, Basidiomycota, Ustilaginomycetes, Ustilaginales, Ustilaginaceae. Gene Ontology annotation, cellular component: nucleolus. The coding region runs from base 1 to 1653 and encodes 550 amino acids. Gene Ontology annotation, biological process: ribosomal small subunit biogenesis; ribosomal large subunit biogenesis. The transcript has a single exon. The record is from RefSeq and is a predicted model, not a curated record. Gene Ontology annotation, molecular function: RNA binding; DNA binding.
AUGGCAGCUGCAAAGGUUGCCUCAUCAAAGGCGUCCACUUCGACCCUCCCCAACGGCACACCAACAAAGAAGUCGCCAACAAAGCAAGCAAAGACUGCUAGCACUUCAGUCAAUGGCGUUGACGCUUCCGCCUCAGCAUCCACUUCCGCAGACGUUUCGACAUCUGCUGCAUCCGGAAAGUACCUCGAUUCAUUGACAAAGCACAAUGCUGCCUUCACCUCGCUCCUUGACCUCAUCCCACCGCAAUUCUACCUUACACGCGAUGACGUCGACGAUCUCGCAGAAGACGGUGCCUCAUCCAAGUACAUGAAGAACAAACGCAAGAAGGCCAAGUCCGAGAUCGAAGCACAGGAGCGCAAAACAAAGCUACGCGAAGCCAAGAAACAGCGUCUUGAUCCAGACAACUUUGUCACCGUCACCGAUAUUCAAGCCGAACGUGCUGCUGCCAAAGCAGCUCGUCAAGCGGCCGAAGCUGACUCGGAUCUGGAGAUGGAUGUUGAAGGCAUGGUCUCCGACCAGGACGAUGAGGAGGACAACGAGACAAGAGGCGCUGCAGCAGCGGGAGAUACAGAUGAAGAUUUGCAGGAUUCGGAUGAGGAGGAUCUGCUAUCUAAGCCUGCUGCUAAGGGCGUUAAUGGUGUCGCUGCUCCCGUUGCACCCAAGCCGAUCCAGACGGAAGGCGAGCGCAAAGCAUCCGUCGAAGCGCUACGAGCCAAACUUCAUGCCAAGAUCGCCGGUCUGCAACGUAAGCGUGGCCACCUCGACACCAUUGAAGAUGCUUCCGAUGCAGGAAGCAGUGUGAUCAGCAGCAAAGACGAGCUUCUCGAGGAACGACGCAGACAGAGGAUCGACGCGCGCGAGAAGAAGAAGCAGAAAAAGAUGGAAGGGAAAGCAGCGGCAAAAGCUGCCGCCAAAGCUAAGAAAGCUGGCAUCGACAAUGCUCCCAACGGUACCAAAUCCGGCAAGCAGCUCAACAUUGGCACCAAGGCACCAGCACUUCUCGUUGCUGAGCCAGGCUACGGUGACAAGCGCAAUGGAGCUUCCGGCUCGGGUGCUUCGAACAUUGACGUCAACGGUGGAUCGCUCAACUUUAACGCACUCGACUUCCAAGCUGUUGGUGCUGCCGGUGCGACGUUGCCUGAGUCUUCAGCAGGCGGCAAAAAGAGCAAGCUUGCUCUACCAUCCGAUCCCAAAGCAGCUUUGCAGGUGCUUGAGGCGAGAAAGAAGCAAGAAGAGGCACGAAAAGCCAAAUUGGCCAACAAGCUUGGCGAUGCACCCGAAGCGCUAAACGCAAAGGUUUCCGAGUUGGAAGAGCAGAAGCAGUGGGAUAAAGUGCUUGCUUCAGCCACAGGUGUCAAGAUUCGUGACGACGAGAAGUUGCUCAAGAAAGCAGCCAAACGCAAGGACAAGCAGAAGGAGAAGUCAGGUAUCGCAUGGAACGAGCGCAAGCAGGCAGAGGUCAAACAACAGGCGGAUAGACAGAAGAAGCGUCAGGAUAAUAUUGCUGCAAGAAAGGCGGCGAAAGGUGGGAAGGGAAAGAAGGCUUCUUCGUCCACCUUGUCCAAGUCUAAGACUCCGAGUGGCAAGAAGCCGUCAUUUGGAAAGGCGAGACCUGGCUUUGAGGGUAAGAAGAUUGGCAGAUCCAAGAAGUGA